UGGCAGUCUGCAUCGCACCGUCAAAAAGCAAUCCAACGAUGGACCCGGCGACCAACAGUAUAGCCAGCAGCGCCCCAGACCAACGCCAACUUCGCCUGAUCGCGGCCGCCGUGCAACUGAACGAAACGCGCAUCCGCGACAUCCUCUCCGAAGACCCCAACAGUUGGACUUCGGCCACCGACCGCGAUGCCCUCCGCCAAUCCCUGCAGAAAGUCGCGGCCCGCGGCAAACUCGACCUCGUGCGCCUCCUGCUCGCUCACGGUGCCGACCCUGACGCCAAACCCGGACGCGACAAUGAGAUCCCCGCUAUCUUCAAGGCAGCCGAGGGAGGCCAUGCGGCCAUAAUCACGGAGCUGAUCGCGCGCGGUGCUGAUCCAGACUGGAAACAUCCGAGGACGGGGCAGACGGCGCUUUUUGCGGCGGCAUGUCGGAGCCAUGUUGCGGCCAUGGGCGCGCUGUUGGACGGCGGCGCAUCGAUUGGAAUCCGGGACAAGGACGGGCGUACCCCACUGCUAUACAUUGCUUCGGACAAGAAGGCUGGCAAGUGCUCGGCGGAGACGUUGAAGCUGCUGGUGGAUCGCGGCGCCGACCUGGAGGCUAGAGAUCCUAUCAGUCGCACACCGCUGGUCUGGGCUGCCACAACUGGUAACCUGAAACUGCUGGAUAUUUGCACGAGCGGUUGUCUGGGCAAAAGGGCGGACAUGACAGCGACAAACAACCGCGGGAGAACGGCGUUGCACCUGGCAGCGGAGCAGAACCACCCCGAGAUGGUCAGGCUGCUGCUGGAGCGGGGAGCGGACCCAAGCGCGGUCAGCGACGGCGGCUGGACGGCACUGCAUAAUGCAGCGCAGGGAGGACAUACAGAUGUUAUUGCCCUUCUGUUGCAAGCAAGGGGUGUUGAUGUUAACGCGGAACUGAACAAUGGCAUGACACCACUGCACUGGGCGGCGUUCAAUGGGCACGAGGCGGCUGUGGUACUACUGCUCGAGCACAAGGAUACCAAAGUGGACAUUAAGGACGGAUUCUAUCGGACUCCACUAUUGUGCGCCGCCGAAAAGAGACAUGGAAACAUUGUGCAGCUGCUUUCACCUGCGCGUGCUGCGUCCCGGCUUUCCGAAGCAGCGCGGCGAGCCUGCGAGAGCUUUCAGGCUACUGUAGUCGACUUUGGCGACUUUCGAGAUGGCAAGAAGCAGCUUGUGUUCAAGCCAUCUGUUUUUGACCUGCUCUACGGGUGGGACCACGAAAACAACAAGCCGACGAUUCCAACCUCAACCAAGAACAUCAAGUAUGAACCUUCUUUCCGGUGGAUCCACCUCCCGGCCAACAACCUCGCCUGGGUAGAGACGCUCGUGUCCAAAUCAUUCAUUGAGAACGGGCACCGCGACAUUGAAGCUUUCAAGUCACUAGAGAGAUGCUUUGACCAGGAGCACUGCGGGCCGUUUGCACACGCCAAUUUUAUGAGGACUUUUGCAGCGCGUAUCCCGGCCAUUCAGAAUCAUGGGUACCUUGAGAGGGAGGAGAAGACGCUUGUGGCACUGUCGGAAGAUCCUUCAGAUAUCAGCACCAUAAUCGAUUCGCCAAAGCCUGACAAAGGCCACUUUUCACCCACAAAGCCCACUAGAUCAGACACCGGCGGUACAAAGCCUAUUUCACGAUCGGAUACUGGCAGCACAACGGCCAAGUCCGAUGGCAAGAAGAAGAGUAAAGGCGAGCAGUUUGUAGAACGACAUGGCCCUGCCAAGAAGAGAGCACGUGGGCCUCCAGGGAACGCCCCUGGAACCAAGGCUCGCCACAGUAGCUUGACAUUGCCGCUGCCUUGGGAGAAUUCUCGAUUGGCCGCACCAAGCGGGCGGAUGAUAUUGUUUAUGCCUUUUCUUCACUAUGAAACCAAUGAAAGACGCAAGAAAAUGACGGCAGCCAUCAAACUCGCCGAAUCUGGCGCACCUCUACCCUCAAAUCCCUGUUGCGACGAGCUUCUCAUCCACGGCUACAUCAACAACAACCCACCAUUGCAUCCGCGACGUACCCUCGACCAAUUUUUCUAUCAUGGCAUCGAUACAACCCUCCGAGACGAAGAUCAGGUCGUGUACAGAUACUGCAAGCUGCACCGCCAAGAGAUCAAGGUCUUUAUGGUCGAUCAACUCUGGCUGUGGGUGCUCAGCCGAGAUCUUGUGAUCACAUGCUUUCCUCAGCGGUGGGACCAACCGAAACAAGAUCCGUUAAACAUGUUAGACGGUAUUAUAGAGGAGACAAAUGCCAAGACGCGACCUCCGGUACAGACUGUGUACGAUCUUGCCAUGCUCAUCACGAACCGAUGCGCCGGGCUCUUUGACCGUCACAGGCUGGACAAUCAAGAGUUUCAGUUUCUGGACAUUUUCGAGAGUUCUAUUGGCAGGGUGACCAACCGAGAGAGUGAGCUGUUUGUCCGCUUCAAUCGCGCGUCGGAACUGUCUGGAAAGUUGAGGAAGAAGUUGGCAGGACGUGCUCCCAGACCCGUCAACGAUCGAGACCCGGCCGACGAGCUUCUGGACAUUGGCAGUGAGACGGAGCUGCUGGCUGAGAUCAAGGACAUCCGGGACGAGCUCAACAUCCUCCACACGGUAUUGAAUGGUCAGAUGAUUGUUCUGGACGAGUUUGAACGACACAUCACCGAAGAGGUGCGGGCAUCGACAGCGGCGGAUCCAUCAGCCAGGCGGACGACCGACAUGUUUGUAGCCGACUGCAAGAGACGGUCCAGGGAUCAGAGGCGGCUGCUCGAGACGCAUCUCGAGGACAUUAUCCGAAUCAACAGACAAUCCGAAAGCAUCUACCACUCUCUCACGAACCUCCUCGACCUCAAGCAGAAGCAUAGCAACGCCCUCGAGGCAAGAUUUGCUCGAGACCAGGCCGUGAUAGCCGCACGACAAGGCCAGACGGUAAUGGUCUUCACCCUUGUAACUAUCGUCUUCCUACCAAUGAGCUUCAUCGCCGCCUUCUUUGCCAUCAACUUCCGAGAGUGGCAGGAUCCUGAUGGACAGCCCGGUCUCAGUAUCGGGUUUGCGAGUAAAUACAUGUUUGGCAUCGGGCUGGGGAUAUCCAUCCCUCUGAUCAUCGUGGCUUUCACCGUCACAGAUGUUGUAGAUGCAGUACAGGGCUUCGUAGGCAACCUAGCUAGAAAACCGAAAGGCAAACCCGAUGAGGAUUCGCAGCCCGAGCUGAGGCGCCUGUCCAGUUCUCGACAUCAACAGCCGCUCAACCUAGACAUGAACGGGGUGUCCCGGCGGAAGCCUGGCUACGCGGGUCUCUCUCCUCCUCCAUCGGCAGGGAGCCCAAUAUCCCCCAUGGUUCCGGGGCUUUAUGAUGGGCACCGACUCUUGCCACUUGCUGGCACAGGAUUCAGGCCCCGGUCAGGUAGCGGCAUCUCUUGGGCACCUCGUUCGAGCUUUGAUCGUCGCAAGGGCGACGGAGACCUCGAAAAGGGAAACUAUUUGAGGACGAUGGCAACGUGA
Pyricularia pennisetigena is the source of this 3488-nucleotide messenger RNA. RefSeq lists its product as uncharacterized. Gene Ontology annotation, molecular function: metal ion transmembrane transporter activity; protein binding. Gene Ontology annotation, biological process: transmembrane transport; metal ion transport. Gene Ontology annotation, cellular component: membrane. The record is from RefSeq and is a predicted model, not a curated record. Bases 39 to 3488 code for a protein of 1149 amino acids. The transcript has 2 exons. Lineage: Eukaryota; Fungi; Ascomycota; Sordariomycetes; Magnaporthales; Pyriculariaceae.